Messenger RNA from Lingula anatina, 1960 nucleotides. RefSeq lists its product as uncharacterized. The record is from RefSeq and is a predicted model, not a curated record. Lineage: Eukaryota; Metazoa; Brachiopoda; Lingulata; Lingulida; Lingulidae.
UCUGCGGCGGCAAACAAAGAAAGCACCGGUUAUUUAUGCGAAGGACAAGGGAAUUUCCGCCUUGUCACCUGCUGCCGCAGAAAAAAAUAUAGUGCAUUCAUUUCAUUUUUAUACUUUUAAACACAAGAGCAAUGCCUGUUACAACAGGAUUUGAGUGGAAUAUGGAAAGAGGGCCUAUCUUUCGCUCACCUCUAUUCCAAGUAUAUGGAACAAAGAGGAAAAAUUCAGAAGGAAAUAUUGAGCCAAAUAUUUUAGAAAACGACACGGAUCUCUCCUUCAAAAGACGGUGUAUUUGGCCUGCUGAUGUUAAGGAACAAACUCCUACUCAAGCAAUGGAAAUAAAUCACAAUGUGCCAAACCAGCAUUUUAAACAGUUGCAACAAGAACAGAACCAUAUAUCACCAGAUCUCCCUAUCCCAGCUCCUUGGUCAUCAGAAUUACAAUCUCAACUUACCUCAGGCAAUCAACCAUGGCAGCCAGUAAAAGUAGUACCACAAAACGCAUCCUCCAGACAAGAUGUACAUAUACAGCCUGGGAAUAUCAUGGAUUUAAAUGAUGAAUGCUACAGCAUGAGUGAGGUAGAAGAUGCCUGUGUUAACAUGGAUUCUGACUGUGUUCCUGACCCACAGCAGUACAAUCAAAGAGAGAACACAAACUGUCCUCAGUCAAUGUGCCAGGGAGGCAACAUUAGUCCAAAUUCUGGCCUAGUUAGAUGUUUCUGCAAACCCAAUUGGGACCCUUUAAUGGAUUUGAGGCCAUAUAUAUCAGAUGUUUAUUAAUAGUCGUCCACUACUGGUCAUAGAGAAAGGAAAAGGUGUUUUUAAGAUAUUGAUCAGGAUCUCAAGAAGAAAGUGGCCAUCUCAAAUAGGCCAAUCUCUCAAAGCCAGAUAACAGGAAGCAUGCAACCAGAAACCAGCCAAGUUAUCAAGCAGAUAAAAUUACCACUUUAUUGAAUGAUGGCUCUGAAGAAUGAAAUGGUACAGGAAGCAAAGUGGGUUGCAUUGUCCAGUUUUGUGUUGUGUGUAGCGUAUCCUGAUAGAGCAACACUAGGUUGUGAAAUGCUAUCACCAACAUAUUCUUGAUGUGAUUUGAGUAUUUUAAAAAGAUUACUUCUGAAGUAAGAGUGAUUCCUCAAGGAGAGACUGUGGUGAAACUAGUCACUGACUGCAUUCUCUGCCUAAGAUAUACUUAGAAGUUAGUGCAUGUUGCACAUCCAUUGCAUCUCUCUUUCUGAGAGCUACAUGGUGCGUGUUGCACCUCCACUGCCUAUUGUCUUUCAUGUUUAGACAUGUUUAGGCACAUACUUAGGUAUGUGUAAUGAGAUUAUUGUUAUUAUUAUUAUUAUAUUUUAGGUAAGGUUGUAGAGCUAGCUGUUAUACUGAAGAGCUUAUAUAACUCUUACAAUAGUAGUAUAUUAUAUUUAUAUAGUUUUAUAGCAUAUUUUGGGUUAUGUAAAUUUUAUGUAAUCAGUAUGUACAGAAAGCAGUGUUUGGUAUGUUACUUAGUUUCUGUAUUUAUGGUCACCCUGCUUAAGGUGGGUUGAAUGGUCAACUUCAUUUAUUUUCACAUCUUUUAUUUCAUCAUACAUUGUGUGUGUGUGAUAGUUAAAUUAGUUAUUACAUAACUUUUUUAGCUAUCAGGCGUGCCUGUAAAAUAUUUUUUAAUCAAUAGUUUGCUAAUGAAUUUACAGGCUUGAAGAAAUAUUGCAAGGAUGUUUACCCUAGAGGUCUCAACAGUGCAAGUAAGAUUGAUUUCCAAAAAGCAAUGCAAUGAUUUUUGUUUGGCAGCACUAAAAGCAUGUAUCUUGUCAAUAUGAGUAAUUUUUUGCAGAUUUAAGUACCAUCUUAUUUUUUAGCUGUGCUUUUAUAGUGAAAAGUUUAUUGAGCAGGGUUUUGUUAUAUUAUUCAAGUGAUUUUUAAAAGUGUGCGAGUUGUUUGUUAUAUCUAAUUUAUACAAUCAU